This is a messenger RNA of Ctenocephalides felis (cat flea), 2121 nucleotides long. RefSeq lists its product as uncharacterized. Gene Ontology annotation, cellular component: cytoplasmic vesicle membrane. Bases 1 to 1521 code for a protein of 506 amino acids. NCBI's taxonomy places the organism in Eukaryota, Metazoa, Arthropoda, Insecta, Siphonaptera, Pulicidae. The record is from RefSeq and is a predicted model, not a curated record. The transcript has 8 exons.
AUGGUAUCGAGAUUUGAUUUUGGCGGUACACAAAAAGCACUGACGGCUCCGACUCGUUUCUGUGAGGGCGGUCACAAGUGUUCAGUGCCUAAAGAGUGUUGCCUUCAAGGCUGCUGUUAUUUAUAUACUCCUCCGGGUCCUCCAAGGUCGCCUGCUCCAAGCGCAGAUCAUGUCCUCAGCUUAUUCUUUGUUAACCACUGGUACUUCUGGUGCGUGGUUGCCGCAUUGGUGCUCGCCCUGCUCUGCGCGUGUUCGCUCUGGCGUAGGCGACGCGCGUUGUGCGGUUGCCGGGACUGGCACGGCGGUGGCCUUGGCGGCGGUGAUGAGCGCUCGGAGCCGGACUCCGUCGGCUCGUGCUAUCCUCCGCCGCAGUAUUCGAGAUGCGGCAGUUUCAGGCGCGCUCCACCACCUUACACAGAGGUGACCUCGAAACCGGACUUAUAUCCCUUGGUGUUCAGCUAUACCGGCGAGGCUGGCGGCAAAGGGGGCGCGGCGAGCUACCUCAUGGUACAAUAUUUCCGGAAUUACAUCGUGAGGCCCGCAGGAUCUCUCUCAGCGACAAGCACCGUAGAUUCGUUGAGUUCGAGUCUUUUAUGCAAUGCAAAUAAUGAAGCUAAUACGCUGAUUCCUCCGCCUUAUUCGAGGGCUACCAGUCCGGCCGGAAUGACCGGAAUAAGCAGUCGCGCGACGACGCGCAGCGUAACGCCCGCGCUGUUGCCGCGGUCGGCCAGCACGGCUUUGGUAGCACGCGGCGACCACAAUCGCGUGCCUGCGACCAUACGCACUUCUGGCAGCGCUAACUUCCGCCUGCCGACGAUGGGAAAUUGCAGAUCCGACUACAGCCUGACUGACAACGUAAGCACUAAUGCGGAUUACGCAAGCAGUAACCGCGCGAUGUACGAUGACAGUCGAGAUUCAGUAAAUUCGCUCAGCCGAAGCGAACGGAGUGUAAUAGCGGCAAGUCUGGACGAAGAGGCCGACGAAUUGCGCCGCAGUUUGGAUGCAUGCUGCAAAAUACUACAGCGGCAGCAGCAACAUCAGGCCAUAACAGCACCUGCUCCGAGCAGAGCUGACUCGCAGGAUACGCAACGAUCUUAUGGAAGUGCUGCGAAUAGCUUCACAUCCGAAGUUAGUAGUCUGCUACAAUCGAGUGGUAUGCAGGAUUCACCUCCACGGGCUACCAGUCCAACAAUGGAAGUCCGCGAUCUUCUGGACAAAAUAAAACGUCUGCAGGAGGACGCACUGACCUCCGCAAGUAGUUCGGGAGCAGGAUCUUCCGCAGUGACAGCUUCACAACCGUUACAAAGGCCUAGCACAUUUGCCCAAUUGAGACGGAAGCGUUGCUUUGACAAAAGUGCAAAAGCAUUGUAUGCACCUUUACAUACAGCAGCCACGCCAGGUUGCGUGAGAUCAACAGGCCGUCCCGGUUGGCUGUCCCGAUCAGCCCCAGCGACUCCUGGAACGAUCGCCGACGCCAGCCCCCUGCUCGCCGAGCCACGGGACGAUGGAGAAAUGUUGUAGAUAAAUGAAUUGAAAUGAUAUAUUGAGAUCAGCUCACAAAGCGUGAUUAUUUUUAUAGUGCGAUAUAUAGGCUUAAAUAGCAACGUGCCACGGACGAGGUGCCAAUUGAUUCAUUUGCAAACCAAAAGAAAAUUAACGGUAGCAAGUAUGGUUUCUUUAAUUCAAAUAUUUUACGCGAAAUCCAGAACUUAUAGAAAGAAACUAUAUUGCUUAUAUCUAGUGUAGAUAUAUAACUUAUAUUAUGGUCGUUUGCAUUCAAACUAAAAUGUGAACCAAACGUGAUAAAUUUUAGAAACGAAAGAUAAUAUUAUUUAUUAUAAUAUAGUAAUGCGGGCAAUAAUGACUACUGAAACGUAAUCGAAUUAAUAAUGGUCUAAUAUAUUGAAUAGAAUAUUCGGGAUGUAUAAGUAAGUAUUUAUGAUAUAAUCACAGGUGGCCAAUUAUGUACCUUUCAAGAUUAUUUUGAUGUUACAAAUAGAAUUAUUUACACAUUCAAAGUUUACUAGUCUAUUUCCAUAUAUGUUAUGUUUGAAAUGUAAAUACGAGAGAGUUAAUUUACUACAUUCUGCUUCAAAAAUUGGUAUAAAAACGCUCACACUA